CGACCGUGUCUGGUGGCGGUAGAUAGAUAGAGCGCCUAUCGGCAAGACGACAUUAACGAGUGAACAGUGUCUUAGACAAGUCGAUACUCACUGAAAACUCAAUAUCUUAGAAAAUCCAAACUAAGUAUUCCUAUACUUACCAAAGCAACCACAUUAACACCACUACGAUGGCCAAGUUCAACAAGCUCGCUGGCAAGCACGUGCUCGUCAUCGGAGGUUCGCAGGGCAUCGGUCGCGGGGUCGCUGAAGGCGCGAUCGAGUCUCAAGCCGUCGUGACCAUCGUCGGUUCUUACAGACCCAACCUCCCACCCAAAAUGCAAAGCGCCGACAAAACCGUCGCGCAGCUCAAAGCCUUGUACCCCUCCGCCUCCGUCAUCGGUCUAUCGUGCAACCUCGCCACGGACAACGUAGAAGCAGACCUCGACAACAUCUUCACGCAAGCGAAAGCAGCGCACGGCAAGGCCGUCGACCACGUCGUGCUGACGGCAGGCGACCCGGUGCUCGCGCUCGCGCCUCAAGACAUCACGCUCGAGAAGAUCCGACACGCGGCGCGCAUGCGGCUCGAGCUGCCCGCGCUCCUGGGGAAGGUGGCGCAGCGGCACCUGGCGCGGACGACGGCGUCGAGCGUGACGCUGAGCACGGGCGGGGUGGCGGAGAAGCCGAACCCGGGGUGGAGCGUGACGGCGUUCAUGGCGGCGGGCCUCAAUGGGCUCGCGCGAAACCUCGCCCUUGACCUCAAGCCCAUCCGCGUUAAUUCCGUCGAGCCGGGGCCUGUGGACACCGGGUUCUGGGAGACGGGCGGCAUGACGGCGGAGCAGAAGGCUGCUGCUUUUAAGGCGUGGGAUGAGAAGCUGCCGACGGGUGCGGUGGGAGCCGUGGAGGAUGUUGCGGAGGCGUAUUUGUACUUGAUGCGGGACCGCAAUGCGACGGGAGAGGUGGUGAAGACUAGGAGUGGUGCGAAUUUGCUUUGAGGGGGCUAUGCAGUGCUACGUACCUACGUAUAUGUUCUUGAAGGUUGGGAAUAAAUAGUGAGAUAGGGGAUGAUAGGAAUGAUUAUCUUGUCAAAAAAGUAACUAUCACGAAAGGGGUUUUCCGACGUAUAGGAAUUGUUCAAAUGCGUACCUGUAAUACGCGCAUAUUUCUAGAUAGUCCUUACAUGUAGAGUCUUGAAUAAGGGGUAGUUCAGAGUAGGAAGUUUGAGAACGAAAUGGCAAGAGCUCUCAAGUAAAAGAACGAAACCUUAACUUGAAAUUGUCAAAAUAACAGAACUAAAUCAGAGAAAAAGAGUAAUACAAUG
Annulohypoxylon truncatum is the source of this 1297-nucleotide messenger RNA. RefSeq names its product NAD(P)-binding protein. The transcript is spliced from 2 exons. Gene Ontology annotation, molecular function: oxidoreductase activity. NCBI's taxonomy places the organism in Eukaryota, Fungi, Ascomycota, Sordariomycetes, Xylariales, Hypoxylaceae. The coding region runs from base 168 to 971 and encodes 267 amino acids. The record is from RefSeq and is a predicted model, not a curated record.